AUGGUUGAUGCGGCCGAAAUCAUGUUGAACCUCUCUGAGGGAUCUGCUUCUUCGUCGAAAGACGGGAAGAAGAAGCAGAAAGGUCCAAAGAGCAAAGGCAACAAGGAAGCAAGUGGGAGUGGUAAAGUGGGCGGCCCUACUGGUGGCGUAAAGAAGCUAAAAGGAAAGGGAAAGUGCUUCAAGUGCGGAAAGAUUGGGCACUGGAAGGUGAAUUGUCUGGUGCUCAAGGCAAAAGGACAAGGUCUUUAUUUUCAAACGUCGCUUCAAGAAUCAACCCUAAUUCCAGCGCCACUUCAGAAUCGCAGUGAUGGAAAAGCAGCUGAUAUCCAUGUAAAUCAACUAGAUCCGAACCAUGAGGUUGAAACAGAGAUUAGAGAAGAGAAUCAAGACAAUCCCUACAUGACAAAGAAAAGAAAACGCACAUCCAAAGUGUGGGAUGACUUCAAAGAGAUCACUGAUGUAAAAGGAAAUGUGAAAGCCGAAUGCAUUCACUGCAAGACACGGCUAUCAGUCAACAAGACUGGUUGUACAACUCACUUGGCUAGACAUAGUGCCAAAUGCACUGCUAAACAAAUUCACAGCACGAAAGGCCAACAAAAUAUCAGCAUCACAAUGUCUAUGGCUCAGAAGGAAGCGGUGAGCUCUGUCACUAAUUUUAAGUAUGACCACUCAAAGAUCAGAGAGGUACUUUCACACAUGAUUAUUGUGCAUGAGCUCCCAUUUCGAUUUCCUGAAUAUGAGUUAUUUAAUUUGUUGAUGAAGAGCGCCACUCCCCUAUAUAAUAAGAUUAGUCGUGCAACAGCAAACAAGGAUUGUUGGGCCUCUUAUGAGUUGGAGAAGAAGAGAUUGAUGAACGAAUUGAAAGGUGUUAGUAGAGUAAGUGUGACUACAGACCUUUGGACAUCAGAUCAAAAUAUUUCAUAUAUGGUUGUCACAGGUCACUAUGUGGAUUCAAAUUGGAAUUUACAAAAGCGCACUUUGAACUUUUGUGAUAUUCCACCACCACAUACGGGAGUCGUGAUAAGUGAUGUGCUGCAAAGAUGCUUUCGAGAGUGGGGUAUUGAGGAAAAAGUUUGGACAAUCACUGUGGAUAAUGCUUCCAACAAUGAUGUAGCUGUUCGUAUAUUGAAAGAAAAUCUCUUGUUCAGACACACUUUACCUCUUGGUGGUCAAAUAUUUCACGUGAGAUGUUGUGCGCACAUUCUUAAUCUUUUGGUCAAAGAUGGAUUAUCUUCUAUUCAGGAUGUGAUCUCCAAAGUGCGUGAAAGUGUGAAGUAUGUGGCAGCAUCAGAGGCACGUGUGAUCAUGUUCGGUGAAAUUGCAAAGCAGUUGGAAUUAUCUUCGAAGAAGCUUGUCUUGGAUUGUGUAACAAGAUGGAAUGCAACAUAUUUUAUGUUGUCAUGUGCUUUGGAGUUCAAAGCCGUUUUUCCAAGAUAUCAACAAAGGGAUCCUUCAUAUACUACAUUGCCGAGUGAGGAGGAAUGGGAGAAAGUGCGCAUUGUUUGUUCUUUCCUUGAAGAUUUUCAUGAGAUCACUGAACUCAUCUCAGGUUCUGAGUACCCGACAGCCAAUCUUUUCUUGGUCAAACUUGUUCACAUAAAGUCACUAUUGACUUAUGAGAGUUUAGAUAAAGAUUCAGGUACCACAGCUACAUUUAUGGAAAAAAUGCUUGAAAAGAUGAAGUUGAAGUUUGAUAAGUAUUGGGGAUCUUGUAAUUUAUUGAUUUCUAUAGCGGCUGUUUUAGAUCCUAGAAACAAAAUGAAGUAUAUUGAGUGGUGUGCUGACAAUUGCUAUUCUGGAGUGGAAGGGAUUGAACUUAAAGUAACAGUUUUUGAGACAUUGCGAAACUUGUAUGCUGAAUAUGUAGAGGCUUAUAGAGUUAGUACUAGUACUACUAAUAUUGUGAGAAAUGCUAGUGAUGCUCAAACAGGAAGUUCUAGCAAUGUUAGUGGUGUUAGUAGUGUGAAAUUUGGUACAAGUAGAAGCCAAAGCAAAUAUGAAAGCUUUAGGAAAACUGUUGCUAGUGUUGAUCAAAUGAAGUCGGACUUUGAUUUGUACUUUGAGGAGGCAGUUGAAGAAUGGAAUGAGCCGACUCAGUUUGAUGCAAUUGGAUGGUGGAAGAUGCAUAAGAUGAAGUAUAAGAUCCUAUCAAAGAUGGCUUGUGAUGUGCUAUCAAUUCCCAUAACCACAGUAGCUUCAGAGUCUGCCUUUAGUGCUGGUGGUAGAGUUAUUGAUCCACACCGUGCCUCUUUAGGAGUGGAUACUGUGCAAAUGCUACUUUGUGCCGAAGAUUGGCUACGAGCUCGCUACGAGAUCAAGGGCAAAGCCAAGGGCUGUUUAGGCGCCUUAGACGGCACUUAUGUCAGUGUCAUGGUUGGCAAUGCGGAUAAGCCCCGAUAUAGGACAAGGAAGGGUCAAAUAGCUACAAAUGUUCUAGGAGUUUGUGAUCGAAACUUGAAUUACAGAUAUGUCUUAUUCGGAUGGGAAGGAUCGGCGGCUGACUCUCGAAUCUUGAGAGAUGCCAUAAACAGGCCUCACGGCCUAAAGGUGCCAAAGGGUAUAAAUUACAGUUAA
Molecule: messenger RNA, 2574 nt
Organism: Salvia miltiorrhiza (redroot sage)
Lineage: Eukaryota; Viridiplantae; Streptophyta; Magnoliopsida; Lamiales; Lamiaceae
Product: zinc finger BED domain-containing protein RICESLEEPER 2-like
Exons: 5
Coding region: 1-2574 (857 amino acids)
Molecular function (GO): zinc ion binding; protein dimerization activity; DNA binding
Source: RefSeq, a predicted model, not a curated record